AUGCCCCACCCCCGACCCCUGGAGAUCCUCCCAAAGAUCCUUUCCGAGCCGGGUGUCCCAACCUGCGCUCGGGCUCCCCGAGGGCUCGGCGGGGGGGGGGGGGGCCGCGACCGUGGACGUCCACCUGUGCGGACUCCGCGCAGGCCGGGCCAGGGGCGGGAGGCUCAGAUGACCACAGGGCUUUGCGUCGCGAGCUGUCACCGGCAGGUUUGGGAGGACAGAGGCACCAGAACCGUCUCUCCGGUUCCAGACUUUCUUGCCCGACUUUCCCUUUUGUUUCUGGCUCUCCCCGGCUCGUCCCAGCGACAGGCGGGGGCCGGGCAGCGCCGCGUCCGCCAGGGGCCCCCACUUACCCGGAGCAGGACGCGCGGGCCGAGGGCGCUGCUCACGCGCGGGCUUUGUCUCCGGCGCGGAGCACGCGGGGCGCGGCCAGGCCGAGCGGCAUCGCUGCUCAUCCGGCGCGGGGGCAGCGGGAGGGUCCGGCUUGCGGAGCAAAAUGCCGCGGGGUCCCCGGCCCGCCCGGACGACGUGAGGCUGGGCGGGGACAGGGGGCGCAGGGGCCGGCCCGCCCUCUCCGCUCCCGCCGCCGCGUCGGGGGUCGAGUCACCCACACGCGGGAACCGCCGCCCAGCACCCCCGGGCCGGGCCAGGCCGCGCCGACCCUCGCCCCUUCCUUCCGCGUUGGUCGCGCCCGCUCCGCUGCGGGGUCUCGCCCGGAGCCCGGGAGGGGCCGGGAAAUCCCGCCCGCCGCCACGGACGUCACAGAAUCAGCACAGACCAGCAACUGCCAAUGCCCUGUCCACGCCUCUUGAGAAAAUGCCCAAGAAUCUGGACUCCAUGGGAGACAGGCUUCUGAACCUUGGGGUGAGAGUGGAGGGGAGUGCUGGGAGUUCCUGAUUGCAGGCCAUUGCAAUGAACCAGCUGGGACACCUUGGGCAAGUGACCAGAGGGAUUAACGCUCCAUUUCAGUGUUCUCAUCUGGACGACAACACCUCCCUCAGAGGGUUGUUAUGAAGAGUCAGUUCAUCAGAGCAUGUAAACAGUGUAGAAUAAUGCCUGAUACAAAGUACACAUUCAAUAAAUACUAAUUACUAUCUUUAUUAUUUC
Molecule: messenger RNA, 1107 nt
Organism: Nycticebus coucang (slow loris)
Lineage: Eukaryota; Metazoa; Chordata; Mammalia; Primates; Lorisidae
Exons: 3
Coding region: 1-897 (298 amino acids)
Source: RefSeq, a predicted model, not a curated record